Molecule: messenger RNA, 471 nt
Organism: Saccharomyces kudriavzevii IFO 1802
Lineage: Eukaryota; Fungi; Ascomycota; Saccharomycetes; Saccharomycetales; Saccharomycetaceae
Gene: APS1
Product: Aps1p
Exons: 1
Coding region: 1-471 (156 amino acids)
Biological process (GO): vesicle-mediated transport; protein transport
Cellular component (GO): AP-1 adaptor complex; intracellular membrane-bounded organelle
Molecular function (GO): clathrin-cargo adaptor activity
Source: RefSeq, a predicted model, not a curated record
AUGACGCAAUUGAAGUAUUUAAUACUGGUUUCUAGACAAGGAAAGAUUAGAUUGAAGAAGUGGUACACGGCAAUGUCCGCCAGUGAAAAAGCGAAAAUAGCGAAGGAUCUGACGCCUACGAUAUUGGCAAGAAAGCCUAAAAUGUGUAAUAUAAUCGAGUAUAGUGAUCACAAAGUAGUGUACAAGCGAUAUGCAAGCCUUUUCUUCAUCGUAGGGGUGACGCCAGAUAUCGACAACGAGCUGUUGACUUUGGAGAUUAUUCAUCGAUUUGUGGAGACAAUGGACACGUAUUUCGGCAAUGUCUGUGAACUAGACAUCAUUUUCAACUUCAAUAAAGUCUACGAUAUCUUGAAUGAAAUGAUUAUGUGCGAUGGGUCCAUCGCAGAGAGCAGCAGGAAGGAAGUCCUCCACCAUGUGACCGUGAUGGAUACCAUGGAGAGUAACGAUAACCUGGAAAGAGUGUUGAGUUAG